Cottoperca gobio is the source of this 1357-nucleotide messenger RNA. RefSeq lists its product as uncharacterized. The transcript has 9 exons. The record is from RefSeq and is a predicted model, not a curated record. Lineage: Eukaryota; Metazoa; Chordata; Actinopteri; Perciformes; Bovichtidae. Bases 7 to 1011 code for a protein of 334 amino acids.
GACACGAUGGAGUUCAGAUGCAUUAAAACGUCUUUGUUUCUGAUUCUGCUGCUUCUGUUUAUAGCAGCAGCAACCGGACAGAAGGUCCUCUAUCACUCUGUGAGAGAUGGAGGUGAAGGCACUCUGCCUUGUAACGAUGUGAUGGAUGAUCAGAGUAACUGUGACGGUACUGUCUGGACCUUCAGGGGCUCAUUAGGCAGAGCAACAGUACCUCUGGUUGAACGUGGGCAGAGUGUUGAAAACACAGACAGACUGAGUGUUACAGAGAAAUGUUCUCUGCGUAUAAAGAAGGUCACAGUUCAGGAUGCUGGUCGUUAUGAUUGUCAGCAGUUUGGAUCAGAUCCAAACACUGUUCUCCUGUCUGUUGUUACCUUCACUGAACAUCACAACAAUGAUCAGGUGACAUUAGACUGCUCUGUGUCCAUAUAUGACUUCUGUAGACACACAGUGAAGUGGCUGUUUGAAGGUCGAGAUGUGGAACACUCAGAUAUAAAGACGUCACAGUCUCUCUGCUCUGCCUCUGUGACUGUUCUGACUUCUCGUUUUAGUUACACACAACGUUUACUUACAUGUGCUGUGAGUUUCAUUAAUGAUAAGGGAGUGCAGAUCUUCAGCCCUCAGUCCUCAGGUGAGGACACACAACCAACAACAACAACAACAACAACAGGACCAACAACAGAUGUUUUGCUGUACAUCGCUGUGCCUUUGCUUUUAGUAGCACUCUUAAUAAUCACCGUGGCUUUCAUCAGAUGGAAGAGAACUAAAGGGCAGAAAACACAGAAGGAUGACCAUGAUGGGCUGACCUCAAACGCUGCAGCUACAGAGAUCAGUCAGGACCAGGCGGAUCCUGAAGAUGGAGUUUCCUACGCCUCCGUCAGCUACACCAAGAAGACCGACAGCAAAGCCCAGGUUCGGAGUAAAACUGAUGACGAUGAAGGUGAUGCAGUGACUUACAUGAGCGUGAAAGCUUCUUCCCACGAUCCCAGCAGUCUCUACGCUACCAUCAGCUAAACUAAUAAUCAUCAGACCUUUGCUAAUCUCCGCUGAUAUUCUUUUAGGAUCAUUUUCAGGAUGGAUUUUUGUAAAAAGCUUCCUUUUCAGAAGGGUGUGUGUGUAGGUUGCUGCAAUGUAAAAGAAAAAGGGGAAGUAAUGACUAAACAUGUUUAUGUGUAACUGCUUACAUUUGAAUUAACAUAAUAUAAGACACAUUUUGUUUGAACUUACUGUCAUGCUCGUUUUGCUCUGUGAUGCAUUUGUUUAGUUUAUAGUAUAUUGCUAGAUUUGUGUUUCAAUUACAUGUAUUGCCUUUAAUUAUUCAAUAUGCAAUAAAUUAUCAAGAUUGAGCAAUUUUACUGAA